CGGCCGCAGUCCCCCCACCCCCGGGGCGGGCCGGGCCCGGCACUGCGCGGGGGGGCGGGGAGCGGAGCACGGCCGCCUGUGCGCUGCCUCCGCGCCCGCCGCUCCCCGAUCUCCCGCGGGGGCGGCUCCCGCGUGGCGUGCUCAGCGGCCGGUGCGCGGCGGAGGAGGGCAGGUGCCGCUGCGCGCCUGGGCGGGUGCGCGCGUGUACGUGUGCGUGUGCGUGUGUGUGUGUGUGUGUGUAAGGCGGGGCGGCGCGGCAGGCAGCCCCGCGCCGGCUGGUGCCAUCUGGGAGCCGGGGCGUGGAGCGGAGGAGGGCGCAGGAGGGGGACGAGCAUCCUCAAGGCCGAGGCUCCGUUUGUCUUUCCGAGCUCCGCGCAGGCGAGCGGGAGGCUCUUCGGUACCGUUACUGGCCAAGUACCUGCGGAUCGGCUUGCCUCCCCCUCGCUGGUUAUUUUUUUUGUUUGGUGGUGGGUUUGGUUUUUUUUUUAAUUAACCCUCCCUCAAAUCCAGGGAGACGCUUCUGAAGCGGGGCGAGCGCUGAUCUUACGUAAAUGGUGCUGCUCCAGGGAGGGCAGCCCCCCUGCCAGCCCCGGGCCAGGGGAGCGCCCCCGGGCGCCGCUCGCCCUGCCUAGCGGCCGGGCCCCUCGCUGCCGCUGCAGCCCGGCCUGAGAUCCGCACCGGCACCGGCGGGGGCGGGCGGCGAGCGGCAGCCGGGAGCCCCCAGCCCCGUCCUCGGCGGGUUUCGGCGCCUCCGCGGACCGGCUGCGGGGAUGAUGCGGCGCGUCGGACCCCGCGGCGGGGAGGGCGCUAUGUCAGAGAGAUAACGCGCCUCCGCCAGCAGCCCGGGGGCAGUCUCGGUGCCAGCCCCCCCCGGGACCUGGGAGCCGCUCGCCUCUCGGCGGCCGGACUGGCAGCGGCGGCGGGGCCGGGGAGCGGCGGGGCGAGGCCCGGCGGGGCGGGGGAGCGGCGGCUGGCCGUGCCGGGGCACCCCGCCUCCGGGGGGCAAGCGCCCGGGAGGCUGAGGAGCGCAGGCAGCAGAGGCGGGGAGGAGGAGGAGGGCAGCGCCAUGACUCAUUUGCAAGCGGGUCUCUCCCCGGAGACUCUGGAGAAAGCCCGGCUGGAGCUGAACGAGAACCCCGACACCUUGCACCAGGACAUCCAGGAGGUGCGGGACAUGGUGAUCACCCGGCCGGACAUCGGCUUCCUCCGCACCGACGAUGCCUUCAUCCUGCGGUUCCUACGGGCCAGGAAGUUUCAGCACUUCGAGGCGUUUCGCCUUCUGGCCCAGUACUUUGAAUAUCGCCAGCAGAACCUGGACAUGUUCAAGAGCUUCAAGGCCACAGACCCGGGCAUCAAGCAGGCGCUGAAGGAUGGCUUCCCCGGCGGGCUGGCCAACCUGGACCACUAUGGCAGGAAGAUCCUCGUCCUUUUUGCUGCCAACUGGGACCAGAGCAGGUACACACUGGUGGAUAUUUUGCGCGCCAUACUUCUUUCUUUAGAAGCCAUGAUAGAAGACCCCGAGCUUCAAGUGAAUGGAUUUGUUUUGAUUAUAGACUGGAGCAACUUCACUUUCAAGCAGGCCUCCAAGCUCACACCAAGCAUGCUUAGAUUAGCCAUAGAGGGCCUUCAGGACAGUUUUCCAGCUCGGUUUGGAGGAAUACAUUUUGUCAAUCAGCCGUGGUAUAUCCAUGCCCUCUACACGGUUAUACGGCCCUUUUUAAAGGAGAAGACACGAAAAAGGAUAUUCCUGCAUGGUAAUAACCUCAACAGCCUGCAUCAGCUAAUACACCCUGAGAUCCUGCCUUCAGAGUUUGGAGGAAUGUUGCCGCCCUAUGACAUGGGGACGUGGGCAAGAACACUGCUUGACCAUGAAUAUGAUGAUGACAGUGAAUGCAAUGCGGACUCCUACAACGCUCCUGCAAAGGAUAUAGAAAAGGACCUCUCUCCCAAAUCCAUGAAAAGGUCUCAGUCGGUUGUGGAUCCUGGGGUGCUGAAACGCAUGGAUAAGAAUGAGGAAGAAAACAUGCAGCCUUUGCUAUCACUUGACUAACAGUUCCUGAGAAUCGGACAUGAACUGAGGUGGAAGGCACUGCCUCUCAGCAGCAAGCAAACCAUUGGGAAAGAGGGUACCAGCUGGAAUCCUAUUUACUCAUGUUAAUGUAGCAUAAUGGCAGCAGGCAGCAGGUUUUACUAUUCUGCCUGAAUUCUGGAUGCCCUGGGGUGAAAAAGAAGAGGAGGAAAAAGGAAAAUAAAAUGAAAUAAAAAAUAAAGAGGAAUCAAUAAUUUAUUCUGUAAGUGCCAACUUGUUUGUAAAUACAAUAUAAUCCUCCAAUUUGACUUUGUAAGUUAUGGUAAACAAAUGCUAUGGAAAUGAGUGACUAUUAAAUAUGUCAGUGAAGUGCACCGUAGAAAAGAGAAGAAAACAUGUGCGCGCUCACACAUGCACACACAUACACACAGAGAAACACAUACUGGACAAGGAAAAAUAUCAAAGCAAAUUAAAUGUUGUCCUUACCAUAGGAAGCCAUAUUGCAGCUAGUGUAUUGACUGCUGUUUUGUUUUCUCUCUGCGAUGCUCAUGUAGAGUGCAAAGAUAAAGAGGGAAUGUAAGAACUUGGAGAUGCUGUAAUCAGUCAAAUAUUUCCUAACUGUAGGAACUGAUUUCCCAAAUAAUGUUGUGGCUUAGGAUUGUGAUUUAGCAUAAACCAUGUAGCAUUGUGAAAACGAUAACAGAUGAGCUGGAACCAACUCUUUGACAGCUUUGUUGUUUGGCUGUAUGGAUCUGUGAGGUUUCUUCCUUAACUUUUCAUUUACAGUUCGCAAGUAACCUGGCUUGUUACCCUAGUCUGGGUGUUGUCAUGUGGGACACAUUGGAGUUACUUCUCUUGCAUUUUGGGUGCACGUCAAGAAUUUUUCCAGAACUCUGUUCUCCCUUGGAAUGAGAAAAUAGUCCUCUAAAUACAGUGUAACAACCGGUAUUUGAAAAUAGAGGCUGGCAGCAGCGAUUAAAAGUUAAUCACUGGAUCCUGUGCAGUGGGAGACUGGAUAUAUAUAUAUAUUUUUACCAAUCUCUGACAAGCAUACAAGGUGGCAUUGUUAGACAGGUAUAUUUAAUUGAAGGUUUAUACAAGAAAUCAUACCUAUUCGAUGUACUUAGAUAUAUUAUAGAUUGUAUAUUGAGACAAUGUCAUUAUUAAUAUAGUAAAACUUUCCAUAGAACAACAGCAUCCCACUCCAAGCAAGGAUUAAUAUGAAUAAGUUGUAGUCAAACAUCUCAGCCUAUGUGUUUAGGACACUUUUGGUUUGGUUGUAGUGUAACUGUAUAUAUUGAACAUGUGCCAUAAUAGAUAAAUACAUUUUACCUCAAAGGGGCAACAGGUUUCGCUAGGGAUUGGGUCAAUCAGCUGAAAUGCAGGGGCUGUGUCUUUUUUGUUGUGUGCUGGCUGAUAUGUGUGCAGCAUGUUGUAUGCUGAGGCAACAAUGUCAUUUCUUAUUAGGACUUAACUCUGCAAUCAGAGAAGACACAGGGUGUCCACCAAGACAUCUGAAUAGUUAGAGGUAUUGCAAGAGCAUGUCCAGGCAAGGCAGGGAUUAGUUAAGAAUGCACUGACCACAGAGGAAGAGAUAGCUCACAGCAACCCUGCCUCCCAAGCACCAAGUUUAAAGAAUUUCUUCCAUCACUCCAGUGGUCACUGAAGUUUCAAAGUCACCGGUUGCAGGUCACCUCUCUUCGCCCGGGAUGAUUGCAGCUGUAAGACUUAGUAGGCUGGGAUGAGUUAAGAGAGAGUGGAGAGUGCAAUCUUGGAAGCGUGUUGUGUCAGAGUUUAGCUGUAACUCCUGUGGUAGCAGCUUUGGCAUUUCUCAGGGCUGAGACAAGCCUGUCUCUUCUAGCAUCACUCUUGAUUAGCCCAGGCAGCAGAUAGAUAAAGCUUUCCCACUUCGCAGUUCAUUAGCAGCGCUGAUAAAUACUGUAUGCCCCAGCAUGCCAUCGCAUUGCAGAAACUUGUCUGAACAAGUCAUCAACUUUCUGCUCUCCUAAUUCUAUUUUCAUGAUACAUGUUAUGAAAUACAAAGAGAACAGAUACGGUGCCUGAACAUCUUUUCAGUCUGUCCUACAAGUUUUCAGUAGUAGAAACUGUUGUAAUACUACUUCUAUGGUUUGAGAGAUUUGAAAGAUUGAUGAAUUUUUAUAUACUAUUUUAUUCAGUCUUAUUUUUCACGUACCUUGUAACAUCAUGCUGGAUAGGUGAGAUAUGUCUCUAGGGUUUGUAUAAAAGUGCCACAUUUGAAUGUAUGUUAUAUAUGCCCACACUUAUGGUUAAUGGAAUAGUAUAUUACCAUCAAACUGAUUUUUAAAUCCUUAUUAGAUAAAACUCAAACAUCAGUAGAAAUUUUCUCCUUGUAAGGGCUUCAGAUUUAGUCAGUAUUCCAUAUGUAUGCAAUCUGUGACACAGUGGUGAUCAAAAUCUUCAUGGAUGCUUCUGGAUGCAUGGGCCAAACCUUGGUGUAAACCAGCACAACGCUGAUUUUAGAGUACACCAGCUGUCUGGUCAGAAAAUGCAAAUGCCUCUUACAUCCCCACAGAGCAUCUUUGUAGGAAAGUGUAUCUGCUUAACUGUAUGAAGCUUAAAAUUUGUUUUGCAGCUUAUGAAUUUGUUUUGUUUGCAAAUCCUUUAUUUAUGCACUGAGCUGUAAUUUAUGUGAUGUUUUCUGAUGCCUGAUUUCAGCUUCAAGUUAGUGAGUAUUAAUAUAUUCUUUCCAGAAAGUGAAAGUAGGAUAUAUUAUAAUUUUGUGUAACUGGGACCUCAUCUUUCACCAAGAACAAAACUACUUUUUCAAUAAGAUCCUCACUGUUAAAGAAUUGGGCUACAGGUCUUCUUGGCUGCAGCUUUUAUUUCGCUCAAGCAAAGUCUGGCAGUGGUAACUGCAGUUGUGACAUUGGUUGGAUAAGAAUGUGAAAAUGAGUGAGAAAAAUAAUUAUCCUUUACAUGCUCUCAGUAUUCUUUGAAGGCAUUUCUCUUUUACACAUCAGGGUACAUAAAGGGUUUCCACCUUUCCCUUGCUUCUUGUAGAAAAUCUUUAUAGGUAGGUCAAUUUUUAAUAGAUUAAAUUUGGACUGAAAACUUUUUCCAAUCUUUAUUAUCAUAGGAAUUGAUGUCUAAUUUUUAUAGCAGAAUUGAAGUGCUAAAAAUAGAAUUCAAAUAUUUGGGAGGAAUUCCUCUUAAUUUCUUACCUUUGUUGUAUAUUGGGUAGAAUAAACCUUGUUGUAAUUAUGCAUGCCAAUAUGCAUAUAAAUAAAAAAUAAUCCUGCAAUAUGAGGAACUUAGUGGAAAAACUGGAUACACCUGUCCAAGCAACUAGGUGAAAAAAGGGGAGGAAAAAAAAUGUAAAAAAAUGAUAGUUUCAGGCCUUUGGCAAGAUCUAAAAAUGUCGUUUUACAUGAUGUCUCUUCCAUGAAAUGAACGUUUAAAAAUCUAUUGAAAAGUUAUGGAAACUUCCAUGCCCAAAGCCUUCCUCCUGUAAUCAGAGAUGUCAACAGUCGCUUGGCUUUCUAAAGAGAGGUAAUCAGUCCCACUAAGCUCCGACAAAUACACAGGCUCCCAAUAGUUAUUAGUUGUAAAAUAGCUUUAAGAUGUCUUUACAGAAAUGUAGAUUUACUGUAUAGCAUAUUUAAAAAUACGUUUUGCACUCUACAAACAUGCUAUGCCUAGUCACAAAAGAUUUGUAGAGACGUACAUAAACUAAACACGGAAUGAAAGAAAAUAGAAGAGAUCUCAAGAGGUCAUUGUUAUGUGAAGGAGUUUUGCUUUAAUGUCUCUCUUAAGGAAUUGGUUUAGCUCAGUACAUUGCAUGGAAUGCUCUUUGUAUUAUUUAAUCACACUCACAGCAAAGCCUAAGCACAUUACCUGACAAAAUUGUAACCUGACAGUAUUUUGUUCAUGUCUUUUAUUAUUUACCUGUUCUGUCUGGAAAUUAAAAAGUUUGCCAAGCAUCGCAAGAACUACCAUUUAGAAUUACCUGGGAAACACUUUGCAAUAAGCCUUGGUCAUGUUCCUGUUAUUACAUUGUUUCUGUUAUUAUCAGUGUAUGUAUUCGUCAAGAUUUUUGGAAAUCUCAUGUUUGGAAGAGCAUGGAAGAGAGAAAAAUUCAAAAUCAGGCUUCAGGAUUUUGUUUAGAAUAUUAAAAUGGGAUUUGAGGAGAGGCA
Messenger RNA from Grus americana (Whooping crane), 6204 nucleotides. It is a transcript of the gene CLVS2, whose product is annotated as clavesin 2. NCBI's taxonomy places the organism in Eukaryota, Metazoa, Chordata, Aves, Gruiformes, Gruidae. The record is from RefSeq and is a predicted model, not a curated record. Gene Ontology annotation, cellular component: membrane. The transcript is spliced from 5 exons. Gene Ontology annotation, molecular function: phosphatidylinositol bisphosphate binding. Bases 1067 to 2050 code for a protein of 327 amino acids.